Molecule: messenger RNA, 2322 nt
Organism: Paramecium sonneborni
Lineage: Eukaryota; Ciliophora; Oligohymenophorea; Peniculida; Parameciidae
Source: the annotation of a GenBank genome assembly
AUGAUCUAUUUAGAAAAAUGUUCAGAACACUCUGAAGAUAUUGUGGCAAUAGACAUAAAAGAAUAAAGUGCUUAAAAGAGAGGGUUAUGCACAAAAUGUUGGGCUGUAAAAGAUAAAAAAGAAGUCAUGCAUAUUUAAGAUUCUAUCAAUUAGAUUAAUUAAGCUAAGCAGUUACUUAAAGAAGAUAGAACGCAUUAAUUAUAAAUUAAUCUAGAAAAUAUAUAUAAAUUAAGUGAAAGUCUUGAUUAGUUGAAAAUUUUCUAUAUCUAAUAAAUUGAGUAGAUUAGUACUUCUAUUAAAAAGUGGACAUAAUCAAUUUAAAAGAUAGAAGAAGACUUUAUGAAUAAAGUCUAGUCACAAAAAUCUAAUGAUUAUUAAAUUUUUUUAAGAUUUAUAAAAGAAGAAGAGAACAAUUUUAAAUUAAAUUAGACAGCAUUUUUAAAGGAUAUUGAUUAGUUAAUUCAAACUUUGGAUUAACCAGAAUUAUUAAGCAAAUGUAUAUUAAACUUAAAAAAGACAUUUGUUAUUGAAACAAUAAUUGAAAAAGAGCAUCAUGAUGAAGAAAUAUAAGUAAGAAAACUUAAUAUAUUUUAGAAUUUAAAUCUGUUAUGUGAGGAUCAUUAAGAGAAGAUUAUUCUAUUUGACUUAAGUUAAGAAAGAACAAGUUCAAAGCGGAUUGUUUGUUAAUAUUGUUUAGAUAGUUAUUCUUCGCUUAACUAUAAAUCAGUAAAAUUUGUCUAAAAUUAAUGGAGAGAAAUUUCUUAAAAUAGAUUGGAAAACAUGCAGAAUCAUUCAAAUUAAUUAAAAAAUAAAAUUAAAUCUAUCUCUGAAAGUUUUGGAAUUCUGAAAAAAGACUUAAUUAAAUCUCUAGAUAACGCAAAUAAGAAUUUAUAAGAUCAUUAUGAUGAAUAUUCAAUUAAAUUAGAUUCAACUAGAUUAUAAAUGAAUAAAUCUUGGGAAGAAAUGUCUAAGGAAGAAAUUAUUAAAAUUUUAUUAGAACUCAGCAACUUAAAUAACUAAUCUAUAUCUGUAGAUCCAUUAUUAAAUGAAUAUAACUAUUAAGAUAAUUAAAUAAAUGAAGUUAUAAAAGAUACUGUAUUAUGUUUAUAAGAAUGUUAAGAAAGUUAAUAUAAUAAAAUAAAUGGAUUAACUAAUAAUAUAUUAAUAGUGAAUGAUAUGAAAAGUAAAGUAAAAGAAAGUAAUAAAGAAGUUGGAUGUUAAAUAAUGAUAGAAACUAUGGAUUAAUCAUUAAAUAAAUCGAUAUUCUUGGAACUUAAAUAAAAAGAGUUGGAUCUAUCAAUUAAUCUUAAAUAAACUUAACAUUUAAUUAUUCAUUCAUAAAUUAGUUCUUAAUAAUAAUAAUAAUUAAAGCCUUUCACUUACAAUUAAACAAAGGUUAUUAAAUAAAAGGAAUGGUGUAGAGCAAUAGCGAUUAAUAAAGAUAAUUCAAUUUUGGUAGUGGCUUGUGUUAAAUAGAUUAAAGUGUUUGAUUUCAAAGAAGAAUAAUUGAAAUAAACUCAGCUUCUGAAUGAGCAUUCUGAUGAUGUUAGAACUUUAAAUUUUAUGAAGAAAUCUAAUUAAUUUAUAUCAGGAAGCGAUGAUAAAUCUAUUAUAAUAUGGUGUAUGAAUGAAAAUAAUUAAUGGAUUUGCAAAUUAAAAUUAAAUGGACAUACACAUUAUGUCUAUUGUUUAAUAUUGAACAAUAAUGAAGAUAUAAUCAUAUCUGGUAGUGGAGAUUAAACAAUUAAAUUUUGGAUAAAACAAAAUGAAUGGGUUUGUUCAUAAACAAUCACAGAUCAUACUAAUGAUAUAUAUGGAUUAAGUAUUAAUGAUUAAUAAAAUAAAGUGAUUUCUUGCGGAUGUGAUAAUUUAAUAUUGGUAAUAGAACAAUCAUCACAUAAUUAAAAAUGGAAUGUUAUAUAAAAGAUAACAGUUGAAUAGUAUGGUAUUAGAAUAUGUUUUAUUAAUGAUGAAGUUUUCACAUUUUAACCUAAAUGUAAAGAGUAGAUGCAGAUUUAUCAAAUGAAUAGUACUAAUAAAUAGUUUUUAAAGACAAAAGACAUUAUGGUUAAAAGUGAAUAUUCAGAUGAUAAUUAUUAAUUUCCUUCAUAAUAUAUUAAGUAGAAAUGCCUAAUUAUAUGCAAGAACGGAUAAAAUCUUAAUCUAAUUAGGAAAAAGCAAAAUGGAGAUUUAGCCCUUGAAUAAUCAAUUGAAUUUGGAACACAUAUAGUAUAUGGAUAAAUGAGUGAUGAUGGAGAGUAUUUGAUUACAUGGAAUAAUAAAUAAAAAAAAAUUCAAAUAAGAAAAUAUGAAGAAAAUUGA